CCGAGAUCCAGCACAAGACCAUACGCCCACUGCUGGAAGGGAGGGAUGUUUUGGCUGCAGCUAAAACAGGAAGUGGUAUAACUCUGGCUUUCCUGAUUCCCUCCAUUGAGCUCAUCUACAAACUCAAAUUCAUGCCCAGGAAUGAACACACCCGGAUUCAUGUUUAAGAACCUUCAGUGUCUGAUCAUUGAUGAGGCUGACAGGAUUCUGGAGGUGGGCUUUGAGGAGGAGCUAAAGCAGAUUAUCAAACUACUGCCAAAAAAAAGGCAAACAAUGUUGUUUUCAGCAACGCAGACACGUAAAGUGGAAGAUCUUGCGAGAAUCUCCCUCAAGAAGGAGCCCCUGUAUGUGGGGGUGGACGACCACAAAGACACAGCCACUGUGGAAGGACUUGAGCAGGGUUAUGUUGUAUGCUCGUCUGAGAAGCGGUUCCUGCUUCUCUUUACUUUUCUGAAGAAAAACCGUAAGAAGAAGCUGAUGGUGUUUUUCUCGUCCUGCAUGUCUGUUAAGUAUCACUAUGAGCUGCUCAAUUACAUCGACCUGCCCGUCAUGGCCAUUCACGGGAAACAGAAACAGACGAAGAGAACUACCACAUUUUUCCAGUUCUGUAACGCAGACUCUGGGAUUCUGCUCUGUACUGACGUGGCUGCCAGAGGCCUUGAUAUCCCAGAGGUGGAGAUUUUUCAGUAUGAUCCUCCUGAUGAUCCAAAGGAGUACAUCCACCGUGUUGGGCGAACGGCUCGUGGUAUUAAUGGUAGAGGACAUGCCCUCCUGAUCCUGAGGCCAGAGGAGCUCGGCUUCUUACGAUUCCUCAAACAGGCCAAAGUUCCCUUGAGUGAGUUUGAGUUCUCCUGGAGUAAAAUCUCUGAUAUUCAAUCUCAGGUGAGACUUCAGAUGCUCAGUUCUAACAAUGGAAGUAUAUUAAAUCUCUAA
Molecule: messenger RNA, 933 nt
Organism: Xyrauchen texanus (razorback sucker)
Lineage: Eukaryota; Metazoa; Chordata; Actinopteri; Cypriniformes; Catostomidae
Product: ATP-dependent RNA helicase DDX18-like
Biological process (GO): maturation of LSU-rRNA from tricistronic rRNA transcript (SSU-rRNA, 5.8S rRNA, LSU-rRNA)
Cellular component (GO): nucleolus
Molecular function (GO): ATP binding; nucleic acid binding
Source: RefSeq, a predicted model, not a curated record